GGCAGCCUCCACAAACACGUUGUUCAAACCGUUUUCAGUCAGUAUUAAGAAUUAGCUGUAAUGAAUGUCGGAAAGAAGCAGUUGUUGACUUGGUGUGUACUGACGAAGAUCAGGCACACGCAUCGUUUCAGACAUGGUUAUAGUAACCGCAAAGCCCUUGUGAACACAACCACAGAAGACAAUCAGUAUGAGCGGUUGGCGUAUUGUGUUACACCAUUCUACAGGAAACCUUAUGACGCUCAACUCAAGAUAAAGGAAACCAUUUUGAAAACAUCUCUCCAGAAAGUUAUCAAUAUUGUUCGUCACACUCGGAAAGCACAGUACUCCCCUGCAGUUAAAAAACUGGAUGAAGAAAAUGAUGGGCAGUUCUGUUCGCUUGUUGGAGUUAAACCAGCGCCAGAAAUAUAUGGCUACCGUAACAAGGAUGAGAUGAGUAUUGGCCCUGAUGUGACUGGUAACAACAGAGUUGUGGGCCUUUACGUUGGCAAGGGACGCAGUGGGAAAGUGGUGUGUGUAAGUCCCAAGCAUCUCGUCAUCAUGAAGAAAAAACAUGUUGAUAUCAUCAGUGCAUACCAGGACUUCCUUGACCAGUCAUCCUAUGUGAAGUAUGGGAGGUCAAGCACGAUGGGGUACUGGGACAGUCUGGUCAUCCGGUCAAGCCAGCAGCUGGACACCAUGGUGACUGUCAUGUUCAGGGCAAGACAGAAGUCAGUGGAUGACUAUCAAGAGGCAAGAGAGGAACUCUGCCAAUUCUUCCAACAAGGUCCAGGUAGCCACCUAGGGGUGACAUCACUCUACUUCCGACCAAGUUUCCAUAGUUACUGGAGCUACAGCACAGCACAUCAUGUGAUGGGGUCGCGGCACAUCUACGAGGAGGUUCUGGCUCACAAGUUCCGGAUCUCACCUGACUCAUUCUUCCAGACAAACACUCCAGCUGCGGAGGUGCUGUACUCCACCAUCAGGGACUACGUGAAGCAGUCGGGUGCUGCCACAGUCAUUGAUGUGUGCUGCGGGACAGGAACUAUUGGUAUCCUCAUGGCAGACCUUGUAGAUGAUAUUAUUGGCAUUGAGAUUGUGAAACAAGCAACUGAAGAUGCUUUGUUUAAUGCCGAAAACAAUGGGGUGACGAAUGCUGAGUUUGUGUGCAGCAAGGCCCAUCGCUUCCUCCGGGAUGAACUGCCACAGUGGAAGAAGUCGGGAUCAACCAUGGCUGUUAUCAACCCGGGCAGAAAUGGCAUCAACAAGAAGGUAGUGAAUGCCUUAAGACAGUGUAAGGAGAUCCACCACCUCAUCUAUGUCUCCUGCAAACCAUCUGGAAAUGUUCUUGUCAACUUUGCAGAUCUGAUUGUGCCAAUGAGUCACAAGCUUGAAGGGGAGCCAUUUGUACCAGUAGAGGCAGUUGGUGUAGAUAUGUUCCCUCACACAAAGCACUGUGAACUGGUUGUCAUGUUCAACAGGUAACCUGGGCUGUCAGAUCUUCACCAGACAUCUUUACUGGUACCCAACCAACAGAUGUAUCCAUCCCUGAAACAGCAGCAAUCCCAGUUGGUGCCAAGAAAGGAGGUCAUGUACCUUGAACAGCAGGUAUCCUGAUGGGCACCAAGCAUGUCCCUUGAACGGCGGGUAUCCUGGCAUGUCUGUUGAGUUUCAUACAUCAUGAUUGUUUCUCGUGAAGUGGUUGUAUCCCUGUUCAGAACAGCAGAUCUCCCGAUAGGUACCCCACAGGGGGGGCUAUGUCCCUUGAAUAGCAUAUCUUCUGAUGGGUACUCUGCGAAAGGGUUGUGUCCACCAAAGAGAUCUCCAGAUGUGUACCCUACAGCAGUGUGCGAAAUAGCCACUGGCCUGCCAGGCUGUGGCUAGUAAAAAUCCAGUCAGGCCAGUAAAUCUCCACAGUAACUGGCCUGACUGGUUAGUGAAUUGUUUUGUGGGCUAGUAACUUUCAGGCCUAGCUAGCCCGACUGGCUAAAAACAUUUUGAAACUAUUUCGCACACUGCCUCUCAGGGGAGUUCUGUUCCUUGAAUGGCAUAUAUCCUGAUGGACACUCCUUGAAGUGGUUGUGUGCCAAAUCCAGAUGGUACCAAGCAAGGGUGUUCCUCAUUUAGCAGUGCUCCUGUUCACUGGAGGUUUUAAUACUAUAAACUGUGAUAGUGUUUUUUGCUGUCUUGAAAAAUAUAUAUGAUUUCUAUUCAAGUUCUUUUGUUUCAGAAAAUCCUUUCAAAUGUCGAACAUCAUCCAUGGUAAUAUUUGCAAAUGAGCAACCUGGGGAGGAGUGCUUGUGCUCAAAGGCUGUCAAAUCUGAAUUAAUUUGUGUCACUAGUGAAGAUCCAGGUUGGAAUUGGUUUUCAGCAACCCUUCAGCUUGUCGUAAGAGACGGCUAACGUGACUGGAUGGUCAGACUUACAGACCACUGCCAUAUAGCUGGAAUAUUGCUGAGUGCAGCCUUAAACAACAAACAAACUGAAUUGUGUCAGGAUGGUUGUCAUGUGAUCGAAUCCCAGUUAUGGUGCUUGGUUUACAGGCACCAUAGACAUGAUGAAUGGCUUUUGGCUUGCUUUGUACAUGAGUGAGUGAAUUUGGUUCAAUAAAGCUUUGAAGAGUA
Molecule: messenger RNA, 2600 nt
Organism: Haliotis rubra (blacklip abalone)
Lineage: Eukaryota; Metazoa; Mollusca; Gastropoda; Lepetellida; Haliotidae
Product: tRNA (uracil(54)-C(5))-methyltransferase homolog
Exons: 13
Coding region: 61-1461 (466 amino acids)
Biological process (GO): RNA processing
Molecular function (GO): RNA methyltransferase activity
Source: RefSeq, a predicted model, not a curated record